This is a messenger RNA of Triticum turgidum subsp. durum (durum wheat), 1425 nucleotides long. The record is from the annotation of a GenBank genome assembly. NCBI's taxonomy places the organism in Eukaryota, Viridiplantae, Streptophyta, Magnoliopsida, Poales, Poaceae.
AUGGCCAGACGCGGUCAAAAGGGAGAGGCAAACGAGACGAGAAGGCUUCCUCCCAAAGCCUUCCAAGCCAGACACACGGCCGCCGCAGCCGAGAUGGCCGCCGGAGAUGCCACCCACGCGCCGCCGGCCGCGGAGGCGCAGUCUCUGGUGGAGUCGUUCUGCGCCGUCACCUCGGCGACCCCCGACGAGGCGGCCUUCUUUCUCGAGGGCCACAACUGGGCCCUCGAGGCCGCCGUUCGCUCCUUCUACGACAACACGGAGGUCGACGCCGAUGGCCCCGAUCCGGCACCCCAGCCCCCGCCACCCGUCCCAGCCGCUGUCGAUGGCGCGGACUCCGAGGACGAGGACUACUUGGGCGUCGGCGACAAGGAUGAGGGCGACGAGGACUACGUGGGCGGCGGCGACGAGGACGACGACGAGGAUGCCGCCCUCGCCGCCGCGUCUGCGGCGGCAGAUGAGCGGAGGAGGAGGCCCGCGAAGAGGCAGAAGAGGAGCCACCAAGCGCGGGGCGGGAGCGGGGGUGCGAGUGGGAGGGGGACUGUGAGGACGCUCUCCGAUCUCGGAGGUGGCAAGGGGCGCGCGGGGUCGGACGAAGACGAGGACGACGACGACGACGAGUGGGCGCCACCCCCUGAGUUGUACACCGGCGGCGAGAGGAGUGGAAUGGUUGUUAGAGAUCGAUCCAAACGCAAAAAUGUUGCGGAUGAGGUUUUUAAGCAAGCUAAGAGGAAGGGAGCUAAGCAAGGCCCAGCUCGCCGGCAAUCUUCUAGUUCAAGGAGCUUUCCUGGGACUAGCAGACUUCUAACAGGUGAAACUGUACAGCCUGACACACCACAGCCACCAGAGGAAAUUGUUCACAACAUCUACUUCUGGAGUGAUGGGUUCACAGUAGACGACGGUCCACUCAGAAGUUUCAACGACCCAGAGCAUGCAGCCUUUUUAGAGAGCAUCAUGAAGUCUGAAUGCCCAACUGAGCUUGCGCCGGCUGAUGGGAUGUCUAAGGUGAACGUAAAUCUUAUCCGUAAAGAAGAAAAAUGUCCUGAGCCAGUCAAGCGCCCUGCCCCAUUUCAAGGAGGGGGGAGAAUUCUCGCGGCACCUUCUGAAAACUCUGCUCCUUCGGGUAUCUCUCUUGCGGCUUCUGCUUCUAGCACUGCGACCACUACCGCACCCAAGACUAUCACAGUGGACGAUUCUUUGCCGUCAACCUCUCUCCAGAUCAGGUUUGCCGACGGCAGCCGUGUGGUUGGGCGCUUCAACACAAGCCACACGAUCAGUGACGUGCGGGCGUUCAUCUACACAACAAGGCCAGGAGAAACAAGCGACUACACGUUGCAGGUCGGGUUCCCCCCUAAGCCGCUCGACGACGCGACCAAGACCAUCGAGGAAGCCGGCGUCGCCAACUCGGUGAUCAUCCAGAGAGUCUAA